Messenger RNA from Neoarthrinium moseri, 441 nucleotides. RefSeq lists its product as uncharacterized. Gene Ontology annotation, biological process: translation. Lineage: Eukaryota; Fungi; Ascomycota; Sordariomycetes; Amphisphaeriales; Apiosporaceae. Gene Ontology annotation, molecular function: structural constituent of ribosome. The record is from RefSeq and is a predicted model, not a curated record. The transcript has 3 exons. Gene Ontology annotation, cellular component: ribosome. The coding region runs from base 1 to 441 and encodes 146 amino acids.
AUGGGUCGCGUCAGAACCAAGACCGUCAAGAAGUCCGCCAAGGUCAUCAUUGAGCGCUACUACCCCAAGCUCACCCUGGACUUCGAGACCAACAAGCGUGUGUGCGAUGAGAUUGCCAUCAUUGCCUCGAAGCGUCUGCGCAACAAGAUUGCCGGCUACACCACCCACUUGAUGAAGCGUAUCCAGCGUGGUCCCGUCCGUGGUAUCUCCUUCAAGCUCCAGGAGGAGGAGAGAGAACGCAAGGACCAGUACGUCCCCGAGGUCUCUGCUCUCGACUUCGCCCAGAACUCGGAGAGCGGCCAGCUCGACAUCGACGGCGAGACCAAGGACCUGCUCAAGCACCUCGGCUUCGACUCCAUCCCCGUCAACGUUGUCCCCGUUACCCAGCAGCAGGGUACCGAGCGUCCCCGCCGCUUUGGCGACCGCCCUCCCCGAUCAUAA